AUGUUAUUUCCAGCUCUAGCAUAUUGUUAAAACCUUGUUUCAGUAAGCGCGCAUUUUCGGGUUUACCGAAAUGCAGUUUGUUUUGUGUUUGAUAUUUAUAAUUCAUGCAGCAAAUAACGCUGCUGAUGCAUCUAAGUUGAACCACCCUCGCGUGCUAUUGCCUAUAUUUAAAGAGAAAGGCGUUAACUUCACCCUAGAAGUCGACGAAGUCAACUGCUACAAAUGGUCGUCCUCACGCCAGGACUUAGUUUCUGUCAUGCCCAUCUAUAACGGCUUCAGUGACUGUGCAUACCAGGCGGUGGUGACGGUCCGUACUUACGAGGGGCGCCGAAACAUGGCGAUCAUAUUGGCCGAGGAGGUAAAAACAGGCGAGACUCUCCGUUCUGACGUGAUUGUGGAUACCAUCGCCAGCCUACACGUGAGCACUGCCACCCGUCAGCUUUACCUAGAGGAGGCACCCGCCAUGUUUGAGCUGCACGCCUUUGAUGAGCAGGGCAACGAGUUCUUCACUUUGGAGGGUAUUGAGUUUGACUGGGACAUUUCGGAGGCCGGCAAUAGAAAGCCCGCAGCACUGCACUACGUCACUUUCACAGACAGUCCUUACCAUACUGUGCCGCCCGCCCUGGAGAAGUUCGAGGCCGUGGGCACCAAGGGGUACGCGAUCCUUCUUGAGGGCAUUAAUACGGGCACCGCCAAGGUUACUAUUGGCAUGCCCCAGGCCGAGUACAGGCACGUGCGGCCUAUCGAGGUUUUCAUAAGCGUCCUAGCAAACAUUAUUAUUGAACCAUCUGAGAUCACCAUCCUUGCCGGUGACUGUGUUUCUUUCCACACACUGCAGCUCAAGAUAGACCGACAGCACGACAUCGACAACAGGCAGUACUUCUUGGAGGUGGGGGAUGCCAGCAUUGCUUACAUGCGGGGAAACAAGGCCACGGGAGCAGCUGUCGGCCGCACUCAGGUCUUUCUGCGUGACCGGAACAUGCCGUACUCCGAUAAGGUCACAAAUGGACCCAGUGCCAUACUGACCGUGGCGGAUCCCCACAGGAUGGGCAUCAGCCUGCUGCCCCACCUAAACUGGGUCACGGUGCAAGGCGAGCGUAUUGAAGUGGCCUUUGACCUAUUUGCUGCUGAUGGGCAGAAAAUUACGCUUGGCAGCCGGUAUGCCAUCAGCUCAGAGGUGGACGAGUCGUUGAUCGCCAUCGUUCAUCGAACACGCAACGGGAGCCGCAUAUUAGGAGAGGCGAAAAGAGAGGGAAUCACUCAGGUGUAUGGAUCAUAUAAAGACCUGUCGGUGCAAGCAGAGCUUCAGAUAUUUGAGGAGCUUCACCUGAUGCCUACAAUGGUGGUGCUGCCUUUUGAUCCAAACAGCUUGAAGCCAUUAAAGAUGCAGUUCCAUGCUUCUGGCGGCGAUCAAAACUACGCCUGGUUUUCUGGAAACCCGCAGGUGCUGCAAAUUGAUGCUCAGGGCCAAGCCACAACUGAAAUUCGAGAUACGUCCUUCGUGUCUCAGAAGAUAUUUGAGGAUAUCAGUUGGCUCGACGGCCAUACUACGGUAAAGGUGGCUCUGGCAAAGAACCAGAAAAUCUUCCGACAAGCGCAUAUAUACUUCCUGCCCCCUAAACGACUCCAGAUCCAGCGCAGUAACUUUGAAACCUCCCUGAAGGACUACGUGCACGUGCACGUGGGUGUGUACGCUCGGAUUAACAAUUCAGACGUUGCCUACACGAACUGCGACAACCUCCACUUUCAGCUUGACUUCAGCGAGAACAUUCUACAGCUGGAAGAUAACGAGGGAGCGGAAAAUCCGGUCAGUAAAGCGUGUCAUGUGCUGCGGCUGCGAGCCACAGCCGUGGGAAGUACCUUGCUACGUGUUUCGUACAUGUUCCAGGACAAAGUUAUUCACGACAGCGUUGACCUCUACGUAUUCGAGCCAUUGAGAGUGCUUAAUCCCCUUGAUAACGAGGUCGUGCUUCCCAUUGGGUCAUCUCGCAAUAUAAUCUACACUCACGGACCGCACCGUGUUUUUAGCCUAGCAGCAGAGCUCACCAAGUCUACUAGUUUUGACGACAAAGUAAUCAAGGUCUCUGAGGUAGACUUUGACACAGAAAAUGCCAUUACCGCGUUCACCGUGUUGUGUCGCGAGGUGGGUGAAACAUAUUUCACUUACCGAGUGCAUAAUAUCCUAGCCACGCCUAGCUUUGCAGUCUAUAGUUCAGAAGUGACCACUAAGGUGCAUUGCGUGCGUCCGCGCUUCUUAAAGCUGUAUGUUCGCCACAAUCUGCGUAAGUCCUGCCCCCUAGAACAGCGUUCCCCGCUACUUUUCCUGAAAGACCGCGAUAACAAAUUUGAGAUUGAGAUUGAGGUGCAGGAUUCAAAUAAUCGCAGGCUCAUGAAUGUAAGCUCUCUGCGGCUGGAUUGGGAGUUUGCCGCGGGUGACAAUCGUCUUUACAAGGACAAUAUUUCACACCUUCAGAUCUCUGAGUUAGAGUUCAUUCACGGAGUUAGUCUGCCGAACCGCGAUCUUCUCCUCCUGACGUUGAGCGAUGUGGCGGCCAACUUACGCAUUAAGGGCAUUGUGUCCCAAUAUAACGACAAGCUUCUCGCGCAACAAAAUAUUUACGCAGAGCGCCCUCCGUUUGGAAUUCGAAAUCCUGAAACGGGAAUAGUUGGCACGCCUCUUAUCGAAAACGAGGUACGAUUCCACACGGUUAACAGCAUAUUGUUGCCAAAAGAUCAUGUGAGCAUCUUUCUGGCUUCGGGGCACAGCGAGCGCAUACCCAUUAUGCAGGGCAGCGGUUACUUGCAGAUGGAGCUCUCAGAGACGGGCAUUGUUCAGAUUGAAUACAAUGAAGAGACCCGACUAUUAGUACUUAAACCGUUGCGUUUUGGUCAUGUGCGUCUUGAACUAACCGACCGCUGUUUGACGAAGGAAACUAGCCAUCUGUCCAUCUCCGUUGUGGGAAUCGGGGCCAUUGAAGUAACUAGCAUGGACCGGUUGGAACGCACAGCUCGGAUCGAGGCGAUCGUCAGACUCUUUGACACCAAUGAAAACUUCUUGGUCGUGGAUCGCAGCAAACUUAGUGUGUACGAUCUAUCCGAGGUGGUGUUCGACCAACGCAUAUUAAGCGUGCGCUUAGCUGAGCAAGGCAAUCUAAGGCCAGGAGAGAUUCGUUAUACCAUCACGGGCAACAACGUCGGCGAAACGAAGAUAGUUUUUCACUCCGGCAAGGGUACAGAGCAAGUGGCAAGUGAGCCGCUAAAUGUUCAGGUUUUCGCACCAAUUCGUCUCUAUCCCCGCGACUCCACUCUCGUCGUGGGCAGUAGCAUUCAGAUCUAUUACCAAGGCGGACCGCAACCAAACCACAAUAUGGUAUACACUGUGGAGAAGGAGCAUGUCGCAAGUAUCAGGUCUGACAUUGUUACAGCUCACAGGCUGGGAACCAGCAAAAUCGUGGGCAAAUGCCUUCUAAAAAAUCCCGUCACCGGAAAGGACGAGGUGGUCUCCCAGGACUUAGUGGAGCUACAUGUGAUUGCCCUCACAGGAGUGCAGAUUCGCACCCCACUGAUCCGCAUUCGUAGUGGGGCCGUAAUGCCUGCCACCUUAUGGGGCCUUUAUGAUUUGUCGCCCAUGGUCCUAGGUACUCUUCAAAACACCAAGAUCUUCUGGAAAGUCAACCAACCGCAGGUGGUUGAGUUAUUUAACAUCUUUACGGCUGCGGGAAUAGAGUACCUAAAUGAGGAUUUAAUAUCAGUCCGAGUACGAGCCCUUCAUCCUGGAAAAGUUACAAUCACAGCAUCGGUCAGUUUGGCGGACGGGACAACGCUGCCACCAGCCACUGUGGAGUUAAUUGUUUUCAAAAUGUUGGAGCUGAUUUCACCAAAACCCAUCAGAAUGGAUUCAAUUUUGGCAACACCACGAAGCACACUUCAGCUUAAAUCUAAUAUGGACGAUGCGGCUUAUGAGUUGGGCAGUCAGAGCAGUGGCAUUUUCAACGUAAAACCAGAUGGCGUUGUGCAUACAAAAACCACUCUCGGCCGUGAUCUCUUAAUUACCAAAACAACGGACCAAACACUGUCUAUCGGAAUCGAAGUGAAGAAUGUUCAAUACAUUUUGGUGGCGCUGAUGCCAAUCCUGAAAUUUAAAAAGGUCGAACACAAGGUUCCGCGUGGUAUGAACUUUAUGUUUAAAGUAUCGCUUCACGACAAUCUAGGCAACGAGUUCUCCCACAACGUCGAGGAUUCAAAUGGACUACGCUAUGAACUGGCUACCAAAAAUAUAGUCGAUGUACAGAUAAAUAGUAAUCUGACAAUAACGCUGAACCUACUACGGGAGACCAAUAAUGUUCUCGCCAUCAACCUAAGGGAUAUAACAGGAGUCAAGCUCGCCGAGGACUACAUCAAGCUGUCAGUGGUCGAGUCAGACAAAAUCUUUCCCACCAAGACAGUUUUCUCUGUAGCCGACAUCAUUUGCUUCGAUUCGCCCAUAGCAUUUUCAUCUACUUGGAGCAGCUCUAAUGAACAGCUUGUUUCGAUUAAUAAACACACAGGUAUUGCCCGAGUUUUGAAUCACAGAGAUGAGCUAGGCGAAAAGGUUGUGAUCACUAAUGGCGACGAGACUAAGCACGGCGGAUUCAUAAAUUUCAACAUGGAAGUUCGCGAGUCGGAUGCAAUCUUUUUUGCUAAGACAUUGGACAUAUUCAGCGGGCCGGAGUAUCGGGGACAUCUGGUUCUACGCCACCACUUGCAAGAAGACAAGCACAGUAACCUCAUUGCGCACAACGUAUCAAAGUGCGCCGGGCAGCUGGAUAGCAUGCCGGUAGAUGUCUUUACCUGUCGCUUAGCGGCCAAAGAAGCGCUAGGUCGUCAAUUACAAAAGAUGUACAAAGUAGAGGCCUUGUUCGAUGCUAGAGUCGGGCAGUAUACUUGUCGACUAGAGCUGGUUGUAAGCUUCAAUGAUCUGCUCGCCAUUAUCAAGACAAACGAUGUCUACAUGGAGCUGGAGGCGAAAAUGGCCAACGGUAUUUCUGAUAAAAUGUCAUUGAAAUUAGUACCUGGUAUCAAGGUUUUACCCGAAUCAGUGCGAGUAAAGGAUUUAAAGCAACAGGAGAUUCAAAUUAGUGGGCUGGACAAGGCGCUGCAUAAGAUUCAGGUUAAGCCAUCGGAAUCAAAAUACUUUUCUGUAGAAUUCAUUGAGCAUGGACAUGGCUUAAGCAAAUAUCGUUUACGUUUCUUCGACGACUUUCCUAUGGAUGAGCACUUCUACGUUCUGGUAAUAUCACCGGAGACGGAACAGAACAUUGAGGUGCCCAUUGUCGGCAGCACUAUGAUGACCCAAAAAUGCGCUGAACGUUCUUAUGGCGGAUCUUUUGUGUAUCGCGUACUGGAGAAUCUAGGCUUCGUGCUUACCACCACGGUUAUUGUAAUCAUAUCUGUCUGGGUAUACAUGUCUUGCUUUGAAGCACAGGGCGUCACGCAAGUCAACUCCGAGGUAUUCCAAAACAAAUCGGUGUCCAAGCUGGGCAGUUCUCCCCAUUUGUUGCAUCAGGCCGAAAGACUUAGUGGUCGACGAAGUGAGAAGUCAGAUUCAUUUUCGGAGGCGUAUAUAUAUGGACACCCUCGACUAAACUCCCCAUACAGAUCAGAAAACCCUUCUCGCUUUAGUUAAAUGUAUUGUUAAGACUAUCCCUAAUCCAUUAUUGUCCGGUUAUAAAAUAUAGUAAGAUGAACCCAUGCUGUACUUAUAUAUGUAAGUGGCUCAUGUAUCUUAAUUUAAAUAUCACACCAAAGGCGGAUUAGGG
Molecule: messenger RNA, 5798 nt
Organism: Drosophila subpulchrella
Lineage: Eukaryota; Metazoa; Arthropoda; Insecta; Diptera; Drosophilidae
Gene: Gp210
Product: nuclear pore membrane glycoprotein 210
Exons: 19
Coding region: 71-5665 (1864 amino acids)
Cellular component (GO): nuclear pore
Source: RefSeq, a predicted model, not a curated record